GUUGCAGGAACCUGACGCCUGGCCUCUCAUGUCCUGGAAGCCGCGGGUACCCUUUCUGCAUUCCUGGAAGGGAGUCCUGUUCACAUGCUUGCCAACGGUUAGGACCAGGACCAGAAAGAGGAAAGAAAUGAGCCGCCAGACUGCUACAGCAUUACCCACUGGCACCUCAAAGUGUCCACCAUCCCAGAGGGUACCUGCCCUGACUGGCACAACUGCAUCCAACAAUGACUUGGCGAGUCUUUUUGAGUGUCCUGUCUGCUUUGACUAUGUGUUGCCACCCAUUCUUCAGUGUCAGAGUGGCCAUCUUGUUUGUAGCAACUGUCGUCCUAAACUCACAUGUUGUCCGACCUGCCGGGGUCCACUGGGAUCCAUCCGCAACUUGGCUAUGGAGAAAGUGGCCAAUUCAGUACUUUUCCCUUGUAAAUACGCCUCUUCUGGAUGUGAAAUAACUCUCCCGCACACAGAAAAGGCAGAGCACGAGGAGCUCUGUGAGUUCAGGCCUUACUCCUGCCCCUGCCCUGGUGCUUCCUGUAAGUGGCAAGGCUCCUUGGAUGCUGUCAUGCCCCACCUGAUGCAUCAGCACAAGUCCAUUACAACCCUGCAAGGAGAAGAUAUAGUUUUCCUUGCUACAGACAUUAACCUUCCUGGUGCUGUUGACUGGGUGAUGAUGCAGUCUUGUUUUGGCUUUCACUUCAUGUUAGUCUUGGAGAAACAGGAAAAAUACGAUGGUCACCAGCAGUUCUUUGCAAUUGUACAGCUGAUAGGAACACGCAAGCAAGCUGAAAAUUUUGCUUAUCGACUUGAGCUAAAUGGUCAUAGGCGGCGAUUGACUUGGGAAGCGACUCCUCGAUCUAUUCAUGAGGGAAUUGCAACAGCCAUUAUGAAUAGUGACUGCCUAGUGUUUGACACCAGCAUUGCACAGCUUUUUGCAGAAAAUGGCAAUUUAGGCAUCAAUGUAACUAUUUCCAUGUGUUGAAACGGCAAUCAAAUAUUUCUGGCCAGUGUUUAAAAUUUGCAUUUGACUUCACAGAGAAUAAGGCACCCAUCUGCUUGCCAACCUAAAACUCUCCUGGUAGGUAGAAGCUAGACACAUGAAGGUAAAUAAAAAGAAAGGCUGUUAAUACAGGAAACAGUUGCAUGUAGUAACACUAAUAUAUUUAAAAAUAAUUCAACAGUAAACCACUGAAAAAUAUAUAUACCCAAGAUGGGCAUCUUUUGUAUUAAGAAAAAAGAAAGGAAGCAUUGUAAAAUAUUUCUGAACUUCGUGUUUGUUGUAGAUUGAUUGUAUUGUUGACAACAAUUUUUUGGGGAUGUGUGUCUGUGCACACAUGGGUGCACGAGUGUGGUUGGUUUUCCUUUAACUGACAAGCCAUCUGCGUGGUCAUGGACCACUGCUUUCCCCUUGUGAGUAAUACAUAGUGCUGCUGUGUGUUUUGUUUUGUUUUCUUUUCUUUUUUUGUGUGUGUAUUUGCUAAUUUUUAUUCUAGUUUUUCAUUAAAUAAAUUUGACUUUCUUUUCUGUAAUUCAGGUUUUUCUCACUUUUGUACCUUUAAGUUAGUGUCUUUUUGAUAUUCAUAAUUGCUUAUGUCAAAAGUUUGUGUUCAGUACAUACUUUCUUUUCCUUCAAUCAGUUUAUUAGAACUAUUUUUAAUUCAGCCCUUUUGUGAAAAUAGGAAUUCCAGAAAGGAAAGGUAACAUGAGAGCGCUGUGCAAGCCGCAGCGGGUAUGAGAUGGUCUUGUCUGUGUGAGCCCCGCCAUCAGGCUGACCCUUGGGAAGGUCAGGUUAGGGAGUAAACUGAGUUAUAUAAAUACCUUUGAAAAAUCAGGCCUUUCCUCUCUCUUCAAAUGUGUUGGGCAAAUCACAUGUUUAAAUUGGUUCUUGUAUUUAUUGGUUUUGCAAAAGUGCAUCAUCAUACACAGUAUUUGUAACUAAAGGAAAUAAUUUGUUUUUAAAAAAAGGCAGUUUGCAAAAAAUGUUUUUGGUCUUUUAUAAUUCUCAUUAAAAGAUUAUCUGGCAAAUUAAAAAAAAUCUUAAUGUGUUUACUUUAGCUCUAGGUUGGUUUGUUUUGUUUUGUUUUUUCCUGGAGCUGAGGACUGACUACAGGGCCAACACUUGCUAAGCAAGCACUCUCUCACUGGGCUACGUCCCUAACCUGUGGCUCUAAUAGAGCUCUUUGAUAAAGUCCAGAGGUGUUUUCCUGUAUUUAGAGCAGAAGAUUAGGAGAUUAUAUGCCACUGUUUUGAAGUAUGUUAGUUUUAUUCUGAAGCACAGAAAGGACUAGGUUUUCCCCCCAUUUGAUUCCCAUAAGGACAUUUAGAGUAUGCCUGAUUAAUGCUGAUCACUCUUUUCCUUUAUGAAAACUGAGUUUAUCAUCGUAGUUCCAGUGGUGGAGUUUGACUCCGCAGCCUGGCUGCCAAGUUCCUAUGCACUAGUUUACCUCUAUCCAACUUAACCAGCUGUCUGACCUUGGGCCUAGUUUCCUAUUGUGUUAAGUGGAGUUAAAUUAUGGUGAGUAUGUGAAGGGUUAAAUGAGACACUAGUACUUUACCCUGAAACAGUGCUUCCUACGACCUAAGUAUUCAGCCAGUGUGGAACACUGGAUUUUACCUUUAGUGUUGUGUUCCUAGUUAGGCACACAGCAGAAAUCUGUCAUUGAUAAUUUUGUAUUUUCCUAGUGGUACCCCAAGCUUAGAAAGUCAUUGAGAAUUAACUUGCAUUUUCCUUUUAUCCUAUUUCCAAUUCUGGAUUAUGGAGCUUGGUUCUGUUAGCCAUUUUCAGUACAAGUAAGCCUUCUAUUGAGUUGAUUGUCAUGUGCUUAUGUAGCUAUAUUUGGGGUGAAAGGGAAUAAUUUAGCCACAGAUUACAACCAGGUUUUUAUUUGCAUGAAAAUUUAGAAAAGCAGCUUGUGUGUGUGUUGAGACAAGGUCUUGCUACCCUGGGUGGCCCUGAAUUCUAUGCCUUACCUCAGCCUUUCCCCCACCCCCAGUUGAAUGCCACAAAGCAUUUCAGUGGUUGAAAAGCAACUGAGUGUAUGUUUGAGGGAAUGUCAUUUUGCAGUUUCACUGUAUUGUGCCCAGACUUUAACAUCUCAAAAGGCAUGGCCAUUAGAAAUCCAUACUCUCCUCCAUGAAAUCAGAGCUGACAUUUACUAGUUAAAUGCAUGAGCAUGUUCUUGUACACAUAUAUUUUGAGAUAUUGAUUGGUUAUUUCUGUAACCUUCACCACAUAACAAGAUCACCCUAGACUUUACCAUUUUGAUAGUGUUGGGAAGGCUGGCCAUGGUUCACGCUUGUAAUCUCAGGGCUUGGAGGCCAAGGCAGAACGCAAGGUUUUGAGGUCAACCUGCUCAACAUUCAAAAAUAGAAAAUAAUCAACCAAACAAAACUUGGACUUUUGUUGUUGUUGUUAUUGGGCUUAAACCUAGUGCCUCAGCAAAACUACUACAAGCAAGCAUUCAGUGGCUGAAUCCCUAGUAAAAACAUUUUUAGUAAUUUGACCACUCACUAUAUCUCAGCUAAUAAUUUUGCUGUUUAAUAUGUCAAGAUUUUUUAUUUUGCUACUUACAUAUUAGUCUGUAUGUUCUUAGUAUGUUUUGGGCAUUAAUAUUUGAAAAGUCGUGAUAUUUUUAUUGAUGCUCUCUGGGAGGCUUCAGUGGGACCCAGAAUUGUAAAGGAUUUUGUUUAUCUCCUGUUUUUGCUAAUUUUAGCAAGCGAAGGCAUAUUCUAUGUAUAUUUAGCAGCAGGUAAGGUUGACACAUUAACGUUUAUUAGCCAUUAAGUCUUCAUAUUCUUGAUUCCCACAGAUGAGAAAUGUAGCCACAUUUCUUUGUUCCCUUGAGAUUUGGCACACAAAAAUGAACUCUUGUCUUUACAUUGUAGAUAAUUUCUGUUGAUUGCUUUGACCCUUUUGGUGUCUUUCAGGAACUGUGGGGGAGGGUAUUGAGACAGGGUUUCUCUAUAGCUUUGGAGCCUGUCCUGGAAUUCACUCUGUAGACCAGGCUGG
Microtus ochrogaster (prairie vole) is the source of this 4003-nucleotide messenger RNA. RefSeq names its product siah E3 ubiquitin protein ligase 1 (gene Siah1). Lineage: Eukaryota; Metazoa; Chordata; Mammalia; Rodentia; Cricetidae. Gene Ontology annotation, cellular component: cytoplasm. Gene Ontology annotation, biological process: multicellular organism development; proteasome-mediated ubiquitin-dependent protein catabolic process. Gene Ontology annotation, molecular function: ubiquitin protein ligase activity; zinc ion binding; ubiquitin conjugating enzyme binding. The record is from RefSeq and is a predicted model, not a curated record.